Messenger RNA from Entrophospora sp. SA101, 177 nucleotides. NCBI's taxonomy places the organism in Eukaryota, Fungi, Glomeromycota, Glomeromycetes, Entrophosporales, Entrophosporaceae. The record is from the annotation of a GenBank genome assembly.
AUGGACAAACCUUAUCUUAAAAGUAUGUUGAAUAACCUUAAUGAAGCUUAUCACGAAAUUGCAAAUCAAGAAUUGCAUAGAAGGAAGUGCAAAUUUGAUAAAAAUUUAAACGAUAAAUUUGAUUCACUAAAAGAUAAAUUCAAUCAGCUAUUUGAGACUUUUCAUAAUAACUCUUAA